This is a messenger RNA of Etheostoma spectabile (orangethroat darter), 8566 nucleotides long. Its product is annotated as guanine nucleotide-binding protein G(o) subunit alpha. Gene Ontology annotation, biological process: G protein-coupled dopamine receptor signaling pathway; adenylate cyclase-modulating G protein-coupled receptor signaling pathway. The transcript is spliced from 8 exons. NCBI's taxonomy places the organism in Eukaryota, Metazoa, Chordata, Actinopteri, Perciformes, Percidae. Gene Ontology annotation, cellular component: heterotrimeric G-protein complex; cytoplasm. Bases 654 to 1718 code for a protein of 354 amino acids. Gene Ontology annotation, molecular function: mu-type opioid receptor binding; GTPase activity; G protein-coupled serotonin receptor binding. The record is from RefSeq and is a predicted model, not a curated record.
GCAACCUGCAAUUGAACGAAUGAACUAACGAACGAGCGCGAGCCCCUACCGGAGCUACCGGGAGGCAGUAGAGUUACAGAGCGAGUCCCCGCCGCCCGCCUCGGAGGAGCCAAACGGAGGAAGGUCCACUGUGAGCCGCCGUGAGAACCAAACGAUGCGAGCGCUGCUCCCCGCCGCCAAGCAACACAUUGCCUAACGUUACUAUCGACGAGUGGACAAGUAUUGACCAGUUACCGUGAUUUACCGACAGAUACACAGAAGACAGAAGGAAGACGGACUGGCGGACGGACAGUAGGCUCACCACCGAGACCACGCUUGAGAAACACACAACCGCGGUGGCUACAUCUUGCUGCGUUUCCGUUGUGGAUUCAAGCCGAGCGGAGCCUUGAUUUUAAUGCGUUAGCGGUGUCGUAGCCCCGGCUUGAAUCGAGAGCGACAGAGAGGGAGCUGCCCAGAGAGCGAGAGAAAGAAGGGAGCAUAGAGGAGUCGAAGGCAUACCACAGAAAAAAGGAGGAAAUAACACCAAGACAGGAACAAGAAGGAUUUGCAACCAGCUUUGUUGCCACGCACAAGUUUCAUUAAAACCACAUUUAAUUGCCUGUAUCACCGUGGAUACCGGUAUCGGUAACGCUAUCAAGCUGUGCUCUCUAACCAUGGGAUGUACUCUGAGCGCGGAGGAGAGGGCGGCUCUGGAUCGGAGCAAAGCCAUCGAGAAAAACCUCAAGGAGGACGGUGUCACCGCGGCCAAAGAUGUCAAACUGCUGCUGCUCGGGGCUGGAGAAUCAGGGAAAAGCACCAUCGUCAAACAGAUGAAGAUCAUCCAUGAGGACGGUUUCUCUGGCGACGACGUAAAGCAGUACAAGCCUGUGGUAUACAGCAACACCAUCCAAUCUCUGGCGGCCAUCGUCCGUGCCAUGGAUACACUCGGCCUGGAGUACGGAGACAAAGAACGGAAGGCGGAUGCUAAGAUGGUGUGUGAUGUGGUCAGUCGCAUGGAGGACACAGAGCCUUACUCCGCCGAGCUGCUCUCCGCCAUGAUGCGUUUGUGGUCCGACUCAGGGAUCCAGGAGUGUUUCAGCCGCGCCCGCGAGUACCAGCUCAACGAUUCAGCGCAGUACUACCUAGACAGCCUAGAUCGGAUUGGUGCGGCCGACUACCAACCCACAGAGCAGGACAUCCUGAGGACUCGAGUGAAGACCACGGGCAUCGUCGAGACACACUUUACCUUCAAAAACCUCCACUUCAGGCUGUUUGAUGUAGGAGGUCAGAGGUCGGAGAGGAAGAAGUGGAUCCACUGUUUUGAGGAUGUCACAGCUAUCAUUUUCUGUGUGGCACUCAGCGGAUACGACCAGGUGCUGCACGAGGACGAAACCACGAACCGCAUGCACGAGUCUCUGAAGCUGUUUGAUUCCAUCUGUAACAACAAGUGGUUUAACGACACCUCCAUCAUCCUCUUCCUGAACAAGAAGGACCUCUUUGAAAGCAGGAUCAUCAAGUCACCACUGUCCGUCUGCUUCCCUGAGUACACUGGUCCAGACACUUACCUGGAGGGAAUAGACUACAUUAAGGGUCAGUACGAGAGCAAGAACAAGUCACCCAGCAAAGACGUCUACGCCCAUGUGACCUGCGCUACAGACACCAACAACAUCCAGUUUGUCUUUGAUGCUGUCACCGAUGUCAUCAUAGCAAAUAACCUGCGGGGGUGUGGCCUGUACUGAUGAUUCUCUUAAAUGUUAGCCAAUGUUUGACCCGUGUUUACCUAUAUGGUACCAGUUUGUACCACAUAGCAUAUGUGGCCCAUAUCAGUGAAGUCAUCAAAUGAUAGCCAGGCAAAUAUGGGGUAUGGGCUGUGUUUGUGAUGUCAUCAUUCUGCUUUACCGUUGUCUCUUGGUUCAACUUGACUCUCAACUAAUUCAUUGAUUGUUUGAAUGGCUGGUUGGUUGGUUUGUUGAAAGUUGUUUUAAUGUGUUUUCCUUUUUUACUUCCUCCUAAAGAACAACCAAUGGAAAAUUCCAGUGACUUUGUGCUAGGGCUGGGCGAAAUUCCCCCGCCCCCACUUAAAAUCAAUCUGCAGAUGACAAAGAAAUUGUUCAAAAUAAGUUUUAACUAACAACUAUUUAAGAAAAUAAUUAAUGUAAGACCUUGUUGCUGCCAUGUUGUUGUGUAUUUAAUGGCAAAUGAGCGGGAGGAGGGCUAAGCCCAUUCGGCGUAGUUCCGAGCCCAGAGGGGAGCAUCAACAGAGGAUGAGGAAAAAACGAUUUCCAUUUAAACAAGUCAACGUUAACUACACAUCUGAGUUAAUGGCUAAAAACGAUUUAUCAUCCAGCCUUACUUUGGCCAUUUAAUUGUACCAAAACUCAAAAUUUCUUUUGCUGGUGUGCUGCAGAAAUCAUAGCAGUAGUGCCUUAUUCAAAGAACUACACUUGACUAGAUUAGAAUUUAAAUUUGAAUUGUCACUCAUUUGCCUUAGACCUAUGCCUUAGUCACACAAAGGGCUAUUGUGAAACUGAUAAAUAAGGUGUUUAACUAGUCUUUAUCAGGGUCAAGUUCAGCUGACUCAGUUUACGUGGGAAAGAUGUUUUUCAGACUUUAUUAUGUGCAUGAGAUAUUAAACUGUUGACAAGUCCCACCUACUAAGAAGACAUUCAAAGUAAAUGCUAAGUCAUCAGCAAAAAAAACGCGUUUGUAUAUACUUUGUGCAAAAUAGCUUACGUGCGCACCUUCUUCAUUAUUUUGCUUGUGUUGUGUUAUUCGUUUUAUUUAGUUUUCCUGAUGACAGCCCUGCUCGGAUGUAUGCGCUGCGCUGCGUUGUGUCUGGCUGUUUUGCUGCGCUAAGCUGUUCUCUGUGGAGCUCCAAAAGAAUCCGUAUUUAAUCAGUAGGACAUUAUGAACUAAAUCAUCAUAUGCAUGAAUACUGAGAAAAAGAUGAAGCAAUUAUUGUGAAAUGAUUAGAUAAAGUCAGAUUUAACUCAUUAUUAUAUUCCUUUGACAAUAGCGUUUUUUUUUAUUUUUAUUUCAUAGCUACAGACAGGGGAAAAGAAACAGUGACACUAUCAUGAAAAACAUGUCAGUGAAAUAAUAGUAUACUUUAAAAAAAAAAGAGAAAUAAGAAUAAUGAAGUAACAUUUUAUGAUAAUUUAGGUUUCAAUUAUUUAUUAAAUCAUUUCAAGCGAUAGCAUUUUCUGUAUUUUAUCAUGGCCAUAUGUAUUUUGUUUACUCAUAAUAAUAUACCUAGUUAUGAAAUCGUCUUCAUUGGUUUGAUGUUGCCUUUUCUGUAGUUCUGUAUCAACAGCAUGAUGCCCUGCUUAACAUAAAUAUUGAACUAAUAGGGCCUAUUAAUAACACAGUGUUCGUUCAUCUGGUCUUGUCCUCCACUGGCCGAAGAGAAACAUACAGAGCCCAAACAGUCUCACGUCAGCGUCAAUACAGCAAAGCCUCGCUCUACAAAACCUGUGGACUGCUCCAAAUAUAAAAUACAAUGAGGCCAAAGUUAAUCCCAUUUCUUAAACAUGACCGCAUUUCUCUUAUUUUUUUACUGCGUUUUGAAUUGAUGGCACUUAAGUUCACUAGUUCAGAUUUCCUAAUUCAUCCAAUUUAAAGCUCUUAUGUGUAAAUGUGUUGCCGUUCUCAAAAGCCCUUCACUACGGGAAACAACAACAAACGUCAAGAUAGCAAUCUACACGUUGAAAAUGGCAAGUUUUGAAAAAACUGCUUGGUUCUUUUGGGGGAAUGAUGGAAAAGAUUUACAAAGAAUAUGUUUACUGGAUAUACUGUCUAACUGGGACGUUUUGGGACAGAUUGGGAAUUGCAGUGGACAAAGUGCACACGGCGAUACACUGGUAAGAGCAAAUUAGGUCUAACCAUGUAUCCAGCUGAUUUAAAUAGCUCACAUUACUGUUUUGCGUGAACAGUUCACUUAAUUUGGUGGAAUGCGGCUUUUUCUUUGCGGGGUGCAAACGUUCCACCAAAACGAGUUCCUUGCCGAGACUAUUUUGCAGAGCCACCGUCGCUGCGACCGAAGGCCAAGACGAUUGUGAUUGGUUUAAAGAAACGCAGACAACCCAGAUCUGUUUUUCUCCUAUUCCAGAAUGUGUGUGUAUCUGUAGCCAGACCUUACUCUGCAGCGCUGUGGAGAUAGCUCCAGCAAUGCGAGACUAUAGCCAUAAUGAUUGAUUGUGCCAAUUUUUACUAGAAUUAUCACAUUUUUUCAAAUAGUUGUAUCAUUAAAAUAAUUUUAAGAUGCUCCAAUCAAAAAACAUUUAGGCUUUAACAAGAAAAGAAAAAAAUAAUUUUGAAAACCUAAUUAACAAACCUUUUGACUUAAGCAUAGACAUGUUGGAGUUAUGACUUGUUAAAAACUAUGCAGCGUCAGUCAUGGCGCAAUGGUUGCUUAUCAUUUUUUGAAAUACUACUCAGCAAGAGUUCAUACAGCAGAACUGAAUGUGUGUUUCCAUGUUACAAAGGAAUAACGUUAAUAAUAGUAGUGUUUUGGCCUUGAAAAGUGAAGAAAUGUUUGUAAUUGAAUUUGUAUAUUUCUAACAUAUGUGUCUUUUGAUCAAAGUUAGAAGAGGUUAGCGGUAUAAUUUCUUGUUUUCCCUUUGCCUUAAAUGUAUAUUUGAAUUUAAAGCAAGGAAGUUGCCAUUUCUUCAGCAAUUCUUUUUCAUCCUUGUGGCUGUCACCUCCGGUUGUAUUUUUGGAUUGAUCAUUCAGGCUCUCGUGUUGCAGCAUUCAUAGAUCCAUUAUAAAAUCCCUUUAAAUGAAGAGCUAUAAGAGGUACAUGUAGUGCACUGACUCAGACAAUUUCCAGACUAUGCUUCCAAGGCAGCCUUGAUUUUAUAGGGCCCUGGAGCCGCAUUCAUUUUGUAAAUCUGCAUCGUGUAAUAUCCCUAUCGUCCACCUCUCUGCCUUAAUAAGCCAGAAGUGAGCUUUGAAAGAUUGUGUGCUGGUGGGUGCAUAUAGUCCUCUAAAACUAGGAUGUCAACCCUGUCACUAUUGUUUCAGCCCCGAUGUUUUGCUUUCUGCUGAGCAAGUUCCAUGUAGUUCAGCUGUAGGGUUGAGGUUUAAUGUAGUGCACAGCUUAGUUGAAAUGAGAAGUGAUGUGUGGGAACAGAAUUUAAGCUGUGACAUUAAAGAGAUGCAUAUAAUACCAGGACAAUAUCAUCAGGUUCUCCCUUUUCUCUUUAUAAGCAACAGUUUACAGCAGCAUAUGGAAUAUGAACUUUGUUUGUCGGUGGGACUUUGUUGAAUUGACCGAGCUGAGUGUGUUUACAGCUUUACCGGUGUGAGUGCUCCAAGGCAAACAGAGGUAGAGAACUUUCUUAUUUAUUCAUGAGCAGGGCAUUUGCUUCAUUCUAAUCUCUCCUCCACACUCAAACGUCUUCACCCCCUGCUUAAAGCUACAUGUUUGUUUGUUUUAAUGAGGGGAUGACAUCAUUGUCUCUCCCUACUACAUCUGUGCCAACUGUUUAGAACUGUCUAUGCUACCCCCCAAAAAAGCCCCCAUAACUUGUUUGUUCAAGCCGCAAUUAUUUUGCCAUGGUGGCGCCCUCAUAGUAAGACAGAACCAAAACAGGUAAUCGACAAAGUAUAAGAGCGCCAUAAUCUGCAAGGAGAUAGGUCAGGGUAAGGGGAUGGGUCAAACAAACACAGGACUUUCACCCAGGAAAACGUGUCUGCGUCACAUGGGUAACCAGAAGUAAAGUAAAGUUACAAGUUUUAACCUAAACUACAAUCUUUUUCUGAACUUAAAAGUAAUUUUGGACCUAAACCAACCAGAAAGUGCAACACAUUCAUAGAAAUUUUAACGUUUGAUGCUGUCAACCAUUGUGUUUAUAUAUGAGAACGCUGCUGUUGGCAGUAUUUUCUGCCACUGCUAGUAGCGCUAAUAUAUGAAACACUCCUAUUGGAUCGGCCUAAGGCUGUUGAUGCUGUGUGUGUGUGUGUGUGUUAGAAAACCCCAAUUCACUUUCAGCUGGACAUGCCUACAUUUGAACUUGCCCUGAGGAGGGCAGUGGCAGCAUACUGUUCGAGCCUUGUCUUCUUUCAUUACUGUGUUAAUCCCAGGCAGUGCACAAACCAGGAUGUAUCUACUGAAUGUUGCUGCUGUACAGAUUCUUCAGUGGAAUAUUAGAUGUAACUGUGACUGUAACUGUGUUUUUGCAUAUUUAAAUCACACACAGUGUUCUUUGAUAAAUACUGUAGUAUUGUGUGGUGAACCUUAAUUUUAUACAAUAUUAAAAUAACCUUGCAGACACCUGAAACAUGAUGUUUGUGUCAAAGACAAAAUAUUUGCAUGUUUUUACUCCGCCCCAGUGGACUCGCUCACAGUGAGUUUACAUUGGAGCAAAUAGUUUUUUUCUGUAAAAUGUAUCCCUUUUAAAUGCGUCCAUAGCAUACCAGUGUACAGGAUAUUUAGGAAAUUGAAAAAAAAGUACCCACUGUGCAAUUUAAAGUAACCACAAUAUAAAAGUGUGAAAGCAGAUUGGAGGGGAAUAUAGGAGAGAUGUUUGAUCAAGGACUGCACUUCAUCCUUGUUAAACUGAACUCUAAUUUCAUUGAUGAUUACGGUGGCCCUGAGAGGCCAUAACACGUAUCAAUAAGAAAACACAUGCAAAUAAACCACAGCAUGCACCAAUAAGAAAACACAAGCAAAAAACCCACAGUGGAAGUGUUUCCAGGGGACACUUUUAACUGAUGCACAAGUGCCUCUACCAUUGGCGUUUCAAUCUGUGUUAUUUUUCAAUUUUAACAGUUGGAUUGUUUGUUUGAAUAUCACAUAUUGUUGCGUGCUGUGGUUUAUUUGCUUGUGUUUUUGUAUUGCUGCGUGUUGUGGUCAAUUUGUGUGUGUUUUCUUAAUGUUGCGUCAAAAACUUCCCCUUGGGGGUUAUUUUUUCAUUGUACUUGGUCGGGACUCUUGGCGUCACUGUAGACACUCUGGGUCCACGUGCAUGGUAAAACCACGUAGGGUCAGGCAAAGAUCGUGUGGGGGGUGUUAAUAAACGUUUUAGUGACACGCAGAACAAGAACAGUUGCUCUCUCCAGGGUGAAAGUUCAACCCAUCCUCCACCCUAAACCUACUUCCACAGAUUUAAGGUCUUUCAUACUACUCGCUACCAAUGUCCCUCUUAAUCCAGCGCCGCGGCUGAUCUCCCGCUACGCCCUGUGCGUCCCAUACAGACGCUAAAGGGUGAUGUUUGCGUCAGUAUCUGACACCCGGAGCCACUGACCAAGCAUCAGUAUUUGAUGAGUUGGUACGGACAAGCUAAAUAACUCUGCUCUCUCUUUAGACUGCAGCUUGUUGUUUCCUCUUCGGCACUUUCCCACUACGUCAUAUGCUGCAUUCCAGGCUGAGCGCUGCCCAAGACGGUUGUGUCUGUGUCUCUGGCGCUGUGGCCAGAACACCAGCGCUGACACAGCACUGUGGAGAUAGGCCUGGCUGUUGGAGACUAACGCGUGAUAGAUGGUGAUAGACAGAUGUUGAAAAGUGCCUAGCUUCUUUUCAAACAGUUUCCCUCUCUCUCUCUCUCUUCUCUUCUCUCUCUCUCUCUCUCUCUCUCUCUCUCUCUCUCUCUCUCUCUCUCUCUCUCUCUCUCUCGCUCUCUCUCUCUAUUAGCUCUAAAGCUAUUAACGGUUUAUAAGGUGAAGACAGGAUUGACACUUCCCUCAGAGAGGAACUAUUAGCGGAUCACUCUGUGUGUGUGUGUGUGUGUGUGUGUGUGUGGUGUGUGUGUGUGUGUGUGUGCGGGCAUGUACAUGUGUGGGUUGUGCUAUGUUUUUUUUGGUUGUGCUAUCUGUCCGUACUACAAUCAGUAAGAAAUAACGUCAGCGGCCGAUGCCGAGGGGAUAGUGGCUAAUGUAGUUUAUGUCCUGCUUCAGUCCCAGAGAAAAAAUAAUUGGCUCCCAUAGGCUGCAGUGAAGAAGGUAUUUGUCGGUAAUUGUGGGUAAUUGUGGAGUGGUCUGAGGUGAAUAAUACAAUCAGUGGUUCAUUCAGGUAAUAAAGGUCCUGAUGCAUCUGGGCAGCAGGUGGUGGCACAAAAGAAAUCUUAGCGCCAUUCAACGCUUUGGAAACAUAAACAAUUUCUGAAAUCCCACAAUGGCAGCCAAUCAUUUUAACCGAAUUUAGAUCCCAUGUGAGAUGUAAAUGAGCUCCUUUGGUGUCUACUUGCUUUAUUUAUCCUUCUAAUUUAAAAGUAGAGACGUCUGUAUGUGCUUUGGGUCAUCUUAAAAUAUGUUCAGUUCCCACUCAAUAAAAUGAGCACUUAAGCCUCUUCAGAGCCAGGACUUAGAGAGGAUUCAGACAGCCGCAGGGCAUAUGACUGUAAUGAACUUGUGUAGAAUUAAGAAGUCAGUGUAUGAGCUGGUAAAAGUCCUUGUGCUCAUUAUGCGCUCAAACACCUGUUGUUGUUGUGUGUGUGCAUGCGUGCGUGCGUGCGUGCUUGCUUGCAUGUGGUUUUUUACUGAGCACUGUAAAAUAUAUCUGCUGUAUCUCCCCUACUGCUGUGAUAAUUUAUUAAAGGUUGUAUUUAUACAUUAAAGAAAUGACAAUAAAGCACCACAUGAGUACCUU